GCCGUCAGGACUCAGAUACGGAGAAACUGCGCGAGACAGGAGUUUCCAAACCCGGAGUGAGCGCGAGAGGGACGUGGCAUCAGUCCAGAAGAAUAAGACCACCGAAAGGACCACAGGAUAUGGCUCAGUCGAACAUAGUUAAGUGAGAGAGCGCACGCGCCACGCCCACCCAUCCUCACCGUGGCCGCGGGCGCACGAGCGCGUGUGCCAGCCUGUGCGUGUGAGGGUGUGUAAGCGCGCGCGCCGCGCUACCUGAGCCGGCGGGAGCGAACAGGAGUGCGCGCGGAAAGAAAGCAGCAGGGGCGGCGGGCGCGCGGCAAAGCGAGAGAAGAGGAAAGAGGAAUGCGCGUGCUGGUCUCGCCGUGACGCGCGCGCGUCCAGUCCCCUCGCCUCGCGUGCUUUAUCCCUGGCCCGCCACCCUUCACCAAGACGCGCAGCGCCGCGCGCACCGUUAUGAGGCGCGAUGGUUCGGUGCGACCGCGCGCUCCAGACGCUGGUGGCCACGGCGGGCGCGUUCUUGGCGUUUAGCUUGAUGAGCAUCGCGGUGGGCACGGACUACUGGCUGUACUCGCGCGCGCACAUCUGCAACGCCACCAACAUCACCACGGACGAGACCCAGAGCCAGCCCAAGAAGAACCGCGGGGACCUGACCCACUCCGGACUCUGGAGGAUCUGCUGUAUAGAAGGCCUCAACAAAGGAAGCUGUUAUCGUAUCAAUCACUUUCCAGACGACAAUGACUACGACACUGACAGCUCAGAGUACCUAUUACGUAUAGUCCGUGCCUCCAGUGUGUUCCCCAUUCUCAGUACCAUUCUGCUGCUGCUGGGGGGACUGUGUGUGGGAGUGGGACGCGUCUACAGCAAGAGAAACAACAUCCUUCUUAGUGCAGGCAUCCUGUUUGUGGCAGCAGGUUUGAGCAACAUCAUCGGCAUCAUCGUCUACAUCUCCAGCAAUGCCGGUGACCCCAGCGACAAGCGCGACGAGGACAAGAAGAACCAUUACAAUUAUGGGUGGUCCUUCUACUUUGGAGCGCUCUCCUUCAUCGUGGCGGAGGCUGUGGCUGUACUGGCUGUGAACAUCUACAUCGAGAAGAACAAAGAAGUGCGCUUCAAAGCUCGGCGGGAGUUUGUCAAGUCUACCUCGUCCUCUUCUCCGUACUCACGCAUGCCUAGCUUCCGCUACCGGCGGAGGCACUCGCGCUCCAGCUCGCGCUCCACGGAGGCGUCGCGUGAGGCCUCACCUGUCGGCAUGAAGAUGGUCAGCUCUGUGCCUCUGGGAGAGAUCAACAUGUACACACUGACCAGAGACCCACUCAAGUCAGGGACGGAUAGCUCCUACAGCCCUGAACAUGACCCUGGAUUUCUGCAGGUGCACAACUGUUUCCCUAAAGACAUGAACGAUGCUGUCAACAGGAGGACCACGCCUGUAUGAGGAACCUUCCUGACAGGAAUGUUCUAGAAAAUCAAUAUAAAAUGGCCAUAUUGUACAGGAGCAUUACAUAUACCAAAUGGCAUGAUGGUAUGGUCGAAGUACCCCUUCUUCUCUGGCUACAGAGAUGAUCCAACUUCUGAACAACUGAUGAUGACUUUGACAUGGGAAUAUGAAUGGGCUUAAAAGAGAGCAAUUAUGACCUACGUUCUACCUAUGAUCCACACUUUUGGUCCAAUCUUUAUACAUCCAAUACCACUCCAAUUUACUAAAGGUCUUUGAACUGUACUCUACAGCAUCAUGGGGACACUUUGAGAUUUUACAACUGAAUUCUAAAUAAAGUCCUGAGCUCCUUUCAGAUCACACCUUUUUGAACACAACUACCCAACUAUAAAAAAUUGGUGCUAAAGGAAGUAGUCUCACAUUUCAAGCCUUUCUAUUCUUGUGGAUUUCUUGGAUUUUGUACAUACUUGAGUUGAACCUUGUAUGCCUUGUUUUUUGUCAUAUAUUGGUAGCCACAGCUGUCUUACCCUAUACUGUGUGCCUGUCUGCUUAGCAGUAUCCACAGCUAUAGUUGACCUAAGCUGUAGGUACUGGCUUGCAGGGAAUACUGUGUUUUGGUUCUUCUGCUGUUGUGAAACUAGAAGUUAGAUACGUUUAUGGCUUCUUAAACCACAGGAUUGGAAAACCACAAGUGUAAUUGACAUAUCUAUGCUCUGCCUACAAGUGUGUGCUUGCGUGUCAUCUCUAGCUUUAUGAAACUGAAACAAUAAAUUCUUGAUGUUGCCAUUUGAAAUGGGCACACUAAUGUUUGAUAAUGUGAUAAUUUGACCUGAUCGAUCUCAGCAGUGUGACCUGUUACACCCCUUCAAAUCCAACUGUACCUGAGUGAACUAACGCACUGCCACUAUGACCCAAGGUUCAAUUUCUAGAUCAUGCUGCUUGUUAUCAGCAGCUGGAGUCUGAGAGAUCGAUCACAAUUUGCCAUGCUCUCAUGGGGAUGAGUCGAUGGAAUUUCCUCCCAUGUCACUCCUAGAGUAAUGGUGGGCAGGCACUAUUAGCUGAUGUGUCUGAGCUAGGGAUCCGGCACUUUCCUCCAAGCUCAUUGGCUGCCUAGCAAUGCUAGCAUCAGCACCAGUUAAAAAAUGUGCUAGUUUUCCCUUUUCUAGCACAGUAAUACGGGCAUUGCUAGUGAUAGGGGGAGGGAUAAGGCUUAUAAACAGCCUUAGAAAUUUAAAAGAACGUUUUAAAAGAACACUAUUAGAUAUCAAAUUGGAAUAAAUUUGAGUUGUGCUCUUCUAAUUGCUACAGUCUCUGGCGGACAUUGUGUAAAAUGUAUUGAACCAUAAUUACAAAUGGCUGCAUUUGUGGGCAGAGGAUUGAGCAUUAAUUUGUUAAAAUUGUAAAAUUUAGUGGUGGCAAAAAGCUUACAUUUGUUUAGUUUUUUUCUUUGUUUGUUUGAGAAAAUUAAAUAAUGUUAUUAGCUGUCAGUAGAAAACCAGCCAGUAUUGUUGUUUGUCAAAGUGAGUGAGUUAAAGACGAAUUAUAUUUCACUGCCAUUAUCGUCACUCAGCACCAAGGACUAAACUGUCGACAUUCCACCCAAAAAAAAAAACUGGUGAAAUCCAGGACCCCCCCCCCUCCCUUGAAUGUGAAUGAUGGCCGUGCUGCUGCUCUGUGCUACAGCAGCCCUGUGUAAAUCUGAAUGCUGGUUGCCACUGGGACUGUGACAUUGUGCGAGCCUGAAGAUAAACGGAAGGCUAAGAAAUGUCAGACAUCCAGAAAUGAAAGAGCGUUUCAUUUUUCUUUUUCUUUCAUUCUUUCUUUUUUAAAGCCCGUCGGCACUGCAAAGCUUUUCAGUGGCACUGUCCAUUUGCUGAUACCAAUCUAGGACUAAGAAGAAUGAAAGACUGUCAGUCUCACAUCAGUGUGGCCAAACCAGCCGUUCAGAAGACCAUCCGUGUCUUAGCUUUUUGGGAGCCUUAUGUUUGGAAUCCCUGUCAAAUCAGUGCGCCAGCAAGCCACAUGCUCUGUCACUGUUUAUUUUCUCACUAUAGCAGGGUCUCUCUGCUUCCAAGAGGGACAGCUUCCCUCUUUUUUUUCUCAUUCUCAUGUAUUAUUUGUACACUGCUAUCUGUAUGAGUGGUAAUAGAAUGCUGUGUGGUUACUGGUCAAUUGCCUGUUGCUGAAGUGAUUCUCGUGCACUCUUAAAAGUGAAGACUCAUGGAAUAGGGUUGCAAUGGUAACUAGUUUCGGGGUAUACUAUGGUCUUAAAAUGUGCGGUUAUUACAUCAUGGACGUUGGAUAACAUAAGCAAGCAAGUGAACAGAAAAGUUUAUCCAUACAACCAUCCUUUCCACCUUAGCCAAUCCUGAUCUCAGCAAGUGACACAAAACACACACAGUGGAGGAACACACUUAAACACACACAGCAGAGAAAAUAGCAGAAAACUUAGUUUUACCUCCAUCCAGUCAGCAGGGUGGGAUUACUUUAGAUACUAUGUGAAAGAGUAAUACCUUUGAGUAAUCCAGCUUGGAAAAACAGUUAACAUAGCAGCUAACAUGACGUGUCGGAUUUAACCCAGCUUAGCCCAACUAGCAUCUCUGCUAAUUAAUUAUUUUAGGCGUCUGGUUCAGAAUAACCUACACAGCAACCUACACAUAUCAAAGAAAGCAGCAAACAAAUUUGGAACCAUCCAUAAAAUCCUCCAUCAGUUACAUCCUAGUUUAAAUCACAUAGCAUCUUCUGAUCCAUCUUAUUGAUAAUUGUGCUUCUUCUUUUUCUUUAUUAACAUUAUUAAUAAUAUUAUUAUAAUUCUGAAUGCUUUAUGAAAUAUAUCAUACUGCAAUAUUCUCUGAGAUGGAUAUCAUAUCGUAAAUAUAUACCAUGCCGUUGCAACCCUACUCCUGAAUGGUUCUUGGCUUGGUCGUAUGGCUCUAGGAGAAACUUGCAGUAUAGGCUUUAAAAUACAUGGAGAUUCCUUAAAGAAAUAUUCAUGGACAUCUUGGUAAAGGACCGUAAAUUGGCUUCAAGAACCCACUCUUUUCUAGCAUCUUCACUUUUAAAAGUGCGGAAAAAAGGAUCUCAAAACUUGUACAUAACUGAAAGAUGUUGGGAUAAAACGCAUAAUCAGCUACUCUCACUUAGUAAACCUGUUUUUAUACAUGAGCUUCAGAGCCAUGCCUCAGCAUAGCCUGGCGUAUGGUAGGUAGUCUUGAAUAUUGACGUAUUUUCUAUGAUCCACUGACUGUGUGUGCUUUAGCUAUUAUUUACAGAGUGGCUCUAAUGCCUUUUUUCUCUGGAAACAUAUUCACUAUAACCUGCCUGUAAACGCUCUCCGUCUUUUCCAAGAAAGACCUAUCUCUCUCCUCGACUUCUCUUUAUUUGCUGAUGUCGUUGUUCCCAGUAUUGCUCUCUCUCUCUCUCUCUCUCACCAACAAUGUCACUCUAUUGUUGCUCACUUGAAUAAAUGAAGUCAGGGCACAUGU
This is a messenger RNA of Astyanax mexicanus (Mexican tetra), 4917 nucleotides long. RefSeq names its product calcium channel, voltage-dependent, gamma subunit 4b (gene cacng4b). Gene Ontology annotation, cellular component: voltage-gated calcium channel complex; postsynaptic density membrane; AMPA glutamate receptor complex. Gene Ontology annotation, biological process: calcium ion transmembrane transport; transmission of nerve impulse; positive regulation of synaptic transmission, glutamatergic. NCBI's taxonomy places the organism in Eukaryota, Metazoa, Chordata, Actinopteri, Characiformes, Acestrorhamphidae. Bases 464 to 1432 code for a protein of 322 amino acids. The transcript has 4 exons. The record is from RefSeq and is a predicted model, not a curated record. Gene Ontology annotation, molecular function: channel regulator activity; voltage-gated calcium channel activity.